Molecule: messenger RNA, 884 nt
Organism: Daphnia carinata
Lineage: Eukaryota; Metazoa; Arthropoda; Branchiopoda; Diplostraca; Daphniidae
Product: coiled-coil domain-containing protein 25-like
Exons: 5
Coding region: 93-722 (209 amino acids)
Source: RefSeq, a predicted model, not a curated record
CUCACACGUGUCAGUACCGAGUUGCAAUCUCCAAUGUGAAUGGUUUCGCAUUGGCCGUCUCCCAUUAGCUGACUGGAUUUGAGAGUUUAAAAAUGGUUUUCUAUUUCGUCAGUACUGCAGUGCAACCGAGUUGUACCUUGUUCAUGGGAGAGGAAAAACAUGAAAAUGAGGAGUUGAUUAAGUGGGGAUGGCCUGAAGAUGUUUGGUUCCACGUUGAUAAACUAUCAUCUGCCCAUGUUUAUAUAAGGCUCAACAAGGGUCAGGUCAUUGAUGAUAUCCCAGCAGCAAUUUUGGAAGAUGCAGCACAGUUAGUCAAAGCUAACAGUAUUCAAGGAAAUAAAAUGAACAACAUUGAAGUUGUUUAUACCCUAUGGUCAAACUUGAAGAAGACUCCAGGAAUGGAAGUCGGACAAGUUGGAUUUCAUAGGGAAAAAGAGGUCCGUAAAAUUAGAGUGGAAAAAAGAAUCAAUGAAAUAGUUAAUCGCCUCAACAAAACCAAAGUAGAAAGGAAACCAGAUUUACGAUUUGAAAGGGAACAAAGAGACUGUGCAGAGAGAGAAGACAAAAAAAGGGUUUUGAAAGAACAAAAAGAAAGAGAAAGGGAUGAAGAAAAAAGGAAAAAAGAAGAAGCUGAACUGAGGAGUUAUGACCGCUUGUUGAAGCCAACAAACAUGAAGACCAAUAAAGACGACGAUGGAAAUGAUUCUGAUGACUUUAUGUAACAAAAACGUCUAUGCCGUAUGGUGGAAUUUUUCGCGUACCCGAUCAAUUACAGCUGCUUUUCUUACACACAAUCCCUGAUGCAAGAUAUGCAUCGCGUAAGGCUUGACUUUCCUAUUAUUGAUAAAAAAAAAUUGGAAAUAAAUGGCAUUUUUGUCUUGAAA